GGGCGGGGAGGCAGGUCUGGGGGCGGACCUAAGAAGAGGAGGAGGAGGAGGAGAGGGAGGAAGAGUUGCUGCUGAAAGGAGGUGGCGAAGGAGGAGUCAGAGCAGCUGCUGCCAGCCCCGCGGGCACCACCGGAGUCCUGCCCGCUGCCGCACAAGUGGCCACGGGCGCGAUCCGGGCCAAACGUCUCGUCCUCCAUGAUCACUUUGGGAGCCGGGGGAAGACUUUGCCCGGCUGUGCGAGCUGGUGUGCGUUGCCCAGGCUUGGCGGAGACGGUACAGCGGCAGCAGCUCGAGCGGCAGGAGCUGCAGCUGGAGCAGCAGCAGCAGCAGCAGCAGCAGCAGCAGCCACCGCCGCCGCCGCCACAGAGUCCGGAUCGCAGCAGCGGCUACAGCCUGGGGCGUGUGCGUCCCGCGCCCAGCGGGCUCAGUUCCCCACGGAAUGUCCCCGGGGCGCCCCGCGCGCUGACCCUGCAGCCGCCUCCGCCUUGGGCGCCCGCCUCCUCCCUCCGGCGGGCUCGGUGAUCCGGACCGCGAGCUUCCCGGCUCCUAGGCAGUAGGGGAAGCCCCCCGGGGGCGGGUGACCUCAGCUGGCCGCGACCCAGCCCUCCCCAGUGCGGAUCUCGCUUAAGAUGGCAGCGGAGACAGGGGAACUAAUCGGGGCUUGUGAGUUCAUGAAAGAUCGAUUAUAUUUUGCUACUUUAAGGAAUAGACCAAAAAGCACAAUAAAUACCCACUAUUUCUCCAUCGACGAGGAGCUGGUCUAUGAAAAUUUCUAUGCAGAUUUUGGACCUCUGAACUUGGCAAUGGUGUACAGAUACUGCUGUAAACUAAACAAGAAACUAAAAUCAUACAGUUUAUCAAGAAAGAAAAUAGUGCACUACACCUGUUUCGACCAGCGGAAACGAGCGAACGCAGCGUUCUUGAUAGGUGCUUAUGCUGUUAUCUACUUAAAGAAGACACCAGAAGAAGCCUACAGAGCGCUCCUGUCUGGCUCAAACCCCCCUUUCCUUCCAUUCAGGGACGCAUCCUUUGGAAAUUGCACUUACAACCUCACCAUCCUUGACUGUUUACAAGGAAUCAGAAAGGGAUUACAGCAUGGAUUUUUUGACUUCGAGACAUUUGAUGUGGAUGAAUAUGAACAUUAUGAGCGAGUUGAAAAUGGGGACUUCAACUGGAUUGUUCCAGGGAAAUUUUUAGCGUUUAGUGGACCGCAUCCAAAAAGCAAAAUUGAAAAUGGUUACCCUCUCCACGCCCCCGAAGCCUACUUUCCCUAUUUCAAAAAGAAUAACGUGACUGCAAUCGUGAGAUUGAACAAAAAGAUUUACGAGGCGAAGCGCUUCACAGACGCCGGCUUUGAGCACUACGACCUGUUCUUCAUAGACGGCAGCACCCCCAGCGACAACAUCGUGCGAAGGUUCCUGAACAUCUGUGAGAACACAGAAGGGGCCAUCGCGGUCCACUGCAAAGCCGGUCUGGGAAGAACAGGGACAUUGAUAGCCUGUUAUGUCAUGAAACACUACAGGUUCACACAUGCUGAAAUCAUUGCUUGGAUCAGAAUUUGCCGACCAGGCUCCAUCAUCGGACCCCAGCAGCACUUCCUGGAAGAAAAACAAGCAUCAUUGUGGGUCCAAGGAGACAUUUUUCGAUCCAAACUGAAAAAUAGACCUUCCAGUGAAGGAAGUAUUAAUAAAAUUAUGUCUAGCUUGGAUGAUAUGUCUAUUGGUGGAAACUUAUCUAAAUUGCAAAGUGCGGAAAGGUUUGCAGAGAGUCAUUUAGAAGACGAAGAUGUGGAAAUGAAAAACAACGUAACACAGGGAGACAAACUACGUGCCUUAAAAAGCCAGAGGCAGCCCCGCUCCUCGCCAUCCUGUGCAUUUAGGUCAGACGAUAUGAAAGGACCCCAAAGGGCAGUGGCCCAGACUUUCAGAUUAAGUUCUUCCCCACAACCAUCUGUGUCUACUGUGAAGACCCCCAAAGUGUGUUUGUCCCCUUCAGCGACAGCCAAAAGGAUAAACAGAGGUUCUUCAUCUUCGGGUGCAAAUACAAGAAGCUUCCCGGUAAACUCCCGGCUAGCCAGUUCCCUUGGGAACUUGAACGCUGUGACGGAUGACCCCGAGAACAAAAAGACCGCCUCGCCCACCAAGGCAGCGUUCAUAGCCAGCCCGUUCACCAGCUUCUUGAAUGGCAGCUCCCAGCCACCUGGCAGAACUUACCCUGAGCUCAACAACAACCAGUACACCAGAAGCAGCAACGGCGGAGGCAGCAGCGGUCUUGGGAGCAACCUGAACAGCUGCUCCCCAGGUCCCCUGAGCGCCAAGCCUGAGGAACACACCACCGUCCUUAGACCCUCCUUCCAGGGGGGGCUCUCUUCCUCCUCAGCGAGAUUCCUGAGCCGUUCUAUCCCUUCCCUUCAGUCUGAAUUUGUUCAUUACUAAGGCCUUGCCACACCAGUGAAGGCGGUUCCAUUCUGAGCCAUCAGGACGUGCAGUGUGGAAGGGAAUGGCUGCUCACCCGGAGGAUGUCUCUCUCUUCUUACCUUAAAGAGUGUUAGACACAGCACCACUGAGGGACUUGAGACCAGAACGCUGGCUAGUGACUACUGCAAAUGCACUGUACUGCUGUUUAUGGAGGUGGCCACACCUGUAAAGACAGUUUUAAUGUUGAAUUUGGUAUUUUAAAAGGUUAUUUUUAAUGUGUUUUGGUAAUGCAUUUGUUAUUGCAUUUACAUGUACAGUGUUACAUUAUAUAUGAUCAUGAACUUUAUAAAAGACUAUUUUGAUAAUUUUGUAAGUAUAUCAGAUUAUAUAAAAGCUAGACUAUAUUUUGAUUUAGACUUUCCUGCUGUUUGCUACCAAAAAUUUGUAUUUUAAAUUUGUUUAGCUUUAGUAUGAUUUUGUCUACAAAGAGUUAAAUAACUCUUCCUUAUUAAGUGAAAGUGAGGGAGCACAUAUCUAAAAAGUGAUUUUUAAUGCUCCCCCAUGAGUCCAGUAGAUCAGAGCAUUCUCUGCUGAAGUCUGCCUGAGCUGGAGUUCAUCCAAAUUCAUCUCGACCAAGAGUGUCGAUGUUGAGAGGGUUUACUUAGGAAAAAAACCUUCCCUUUGUUUUUCUGCUUGAAAGUUUUGAGUAGGAGGCUUAAAAAAAAAAAAAAAAGAAAAAAGAAAAAACUUUAGCAUCUCUUUCAUACCAGAAAUCGCUGUGAGUCUCUCCUGAAAGCAUGACUUUUUUUUCCUCUGUGAAAGGACAGAACAUUCCAAAUGCUUUUAUUU
Molecule: messenger RNA, 3266 nt
Organism: Onychomys torridus (southern grasshopper mouse)
Lineage: Eukaryota; Metazoa; Chordata; Mammalia; Rodentia; Cricetidae
Gene: Cdc14a
Product: cell division cycle 14A
Exons: 16
Coding region: 630-2435 (601 amino acids)
Biological process (GO): protein dephosphorylation; cilium assembly; positive regulation of cytokinesis
Cellular component (GO): spindle pole; centrosome; mitotic spindle
Molecular function (GO): protein serine/threonine phosphatase activity; protein tyrosine/serine/threonine phosphatase activity
Source: RefSeq, a predicted model, not a curated record